This is a messenger RNA of Hymenoscyphus albidus, 678 nucleotides long. Lineage: Eukaryota; Fungi; Ascomycota; Leotiomycetes; Helotiales; Helotiaceae. The record is from the annotation of a GenBank genome assembly.
AUGUUAGAGCAGAGCUCCAAAGUACUCGCUUAUCCAGCAUCUACGGAAAGAGAUAUCAUUAGUCUGAACAACUGGGUGGAAGGAACUUCAUGCCUGGCAAGACAGGAUUCCUCAUAUCUUGAUCACAAAGACGAUCUCAUGAACCUUACUGGUCCUGUAGACAAUGCGAUCACACGUACCGAGUCGGUAGUUGAGGAUUCCAUGUUUGGGCUGCGUUAUUACCUUCUCAGAGUACGUGCCAACCCCAGGCAACCCCAGUCUUGUUCCCAUGUAUCUACUAAAAUGCAUCCCAAGUAUACUCCACUGUCAAAAAUGAAGCAAACCCAAAAUUUUACUGGAGAUGAACACAUCCUUCUCCUUGGUCCUAAAUGGCGCAGGUUUUGUCGCGAUAUAACGACUUGGCUGGCAACCAUGGUCUUGAUCAUCCCAGUAGUUUUACUGGACAAUAUAGCAAGUUCAACCGGAAGAUUGAUUACAAUUGUAAUAUCUUCAGGCUUCUUUCUUUCGGUACUCUCGUUGCUGACGGAAGCGUCCACUGUGGACAUCUUUAUUCCUGGUGCAAGGUAAGCUUGAAUUGAGAUGCGUUCAACUGAGUACUAAACUUUGAGUAGUUAUACAGCUGUCUUAGCAGUAUUCGCCUCUAAUAAUAUCAGCACAACAAUGAUCAAAGCGGAUUAG